AUGACUUCCAAGAACUUGAAGAAAAACCUCACUUCUUCGGCCAUCAAGCAGGCCAACUUGUACAAGUUCCAGUCACAAUUGCCCAAGUUGCCAGUGCCUGCUCUUCAGGAUACUGCCUCUAAGUACUUGAGAUCCGUUGAGCCGUUCCUCUCCAAGUCCCAGCUUUCCGAAACCACCCAGAAGGUCCAGAACUUCCUCAAAUCCGGUGAAGGAGAAAAGUUGCAAGACCGUUUGGUCAAAUUUGCUGAAGGCAAAGAUAAUUGGUUGGCAGAGUACUGGGACGACUAUGCUUACAUGUCCUACAGAGACCCUGUUGUUCCCUACGUUUCGUAUUUCUUCUCUCACAAGGAUAUUCACAACCAGAUUGGCCAGGACCAGUUGUUGAAGGCUACCUUGCUUGCGUACUACACAAUAGAAUUUAUGGUUGAAGUCCAGAAUGAGACUUUGGAGCCAGAGGUUAUCAAGGGUAACCCCUUCUGUAUGAACGCUUUCAGAUACAUGUUCAACAAUUCGAGAGUUCCAGCUGAAGGCUCAGAUAUCACCAAGCAAUACGAUGGAGCUUCAAACCGUUUCUUCAUUGUCAUCUACAAUAACAACUUCUUCAAAGUUCCUACCCACGGAGCUGACGGCAAGCCCUUGUCCAAGUCUCAAUUGUACCAGCAAUUGCAAUUGGUCAAGAAUGAUCCUACUCCAGCCGGCGUUCCAGUUGGAGCUUUGACUUCGUUGAACAGAGACGAGUAUUUGUCUGCCUAUCAGACAUUGCUCAAGUCUCCUAUCAACGAAUUGCUGUUGGAAACCAUCUUCGCCUCCUCGUUUGUAAUUGCUUUGGAUAAACACACUCCUAUCACCAUCGAAGAAAAGUCCAAGAACUGCUGGCACGGGGACGGGCAGAACCGUUUCUUCGACAAGCCCUUGGAGUUCUUUGUUUCUGCCAACGGUAACUCUGGAUUCUUGGGAGAACACUCGAGAAUGGACGCUACCCCAACUGUCCAGUUGAACAACACUGUCUACAAGAAGAUCACCGAAGAAGACCCCAAGGCUUUGUUGCAGGAAAUCGCUGCUGGUCCGGUUGAAAUCGCCAAGACUGAGUUGUUGGAGUUCGACCUUAACCCAACCUCAAGAGCCAACAUUGCUACUGCCGUUGAAAAAUUCGACAAGACUAUCGCAGCUCACCACGAGGAAAUCUUCCAGCACUACGGCUACGGUAAGGGCUUGAUUAAGAAGUUCAAGGUAUCGCCAGAUGCUUACGUUCAAUUGUUGAUGCAAUUGGCCUACUACAAAUUAACUGGAAAAGUCAGACCAACCUACGAAUCGGCUGCUACCAGAAAGUUCUUGAAGGGUAGAACCGAAACAGGUAGAAGUGUUUCUAUCGAAUCCAAGGCCUUCGUAGAAACCUGGACUAACCCAGAUGCCUCAAUUGAGCAAAAGGUAGAAAGCUUCCAGAAGGCUGCCAAGCAGCAUGUCGCCUACUUGUCGGAAGCAGCCGAUGGUAAAGGUGUAGACCGUCACUUGUUUGGUUUGAAGCAGAUGUUGCAGCCAGGCGAAAAAGUGCCAGAAAUCUUUACAGACCCAAUCUUCUCGUACUCGCAAACAUGGUACAUUUCUUCGUCGCAGAUUCCUUCCGAAUACUUCCAAUCUUGGGGUUGGUCGCAGGUUAUUGAUGAAGGUUUCGGUUUGGCAUACUUGAUCAACAACGACUGGAUCCAUGUGCACAUUUCGGCCAAGAGGGGCAAUGGCUUGAGAUCAGACCACUUGAAGUGGUUCUUGGUCGAGUCGGCUAACCAAAUGAAGGAUGUGUUGAGCAAGGGUUUGUUGGAACCACAAGCCAAGUUGUAA
This is a messenger RNA of Scheffersomyces stipitis CBS 6054, 1836 nucleotides long. RefSeq names its product carnitine O-acetyltransferase (gene CAT2). Gene Ontology annotation, cellular component: mitochondrion; peroxisome. Lineage: Eukaryota; Fungi; Ascomycota; Pichiomycetes; Serinales; Debaryomycetaceae. Gene Ontology annotation, biological process: carnitine metabolic process. The transcript has a single exon. Gene Ontology annotation, molecular function: carnitine O-acetyltransferase activity. The record is from RefSeq and is a predicted model, not a curated record. The coding region runs from base 1 to 1836 and encodes 611 amino acids.